This is a messenger RNA of Debaryomyces tyrocola, 789 nucleotides long. NCBI's taxonomy places the organism in Eukaryota, Fungi, Ascomycota, Pichiomycetes, Serinales, Debaryomycetaceae. The record is from the annotation of a GenBank genome assembly.
AUGGCUCCAAAAGGUAAGAAGGUUGCUCCAGCACCAUUAGCUUCUAAGUCCACCAAGACUGCUUCUUCUAAGAACCCAUUAGUUGAAUCUAGACCAAAGAACUUCGGUAUUGGUCAAGAUAUCCAACCAAAGAGAAACUUAUCUAGAUUUGUCAGAUGGCCAGAAUACGUUAGAUUACAAAGACAAAAGAAGAUCUUGUCUUUGAGAUUGAAGGUUCCUCCAGCUAUUGCUCAAUUCCAAAACACCUUGGACAAGAACACCGCUGCCCAAACUUUCAAGUUAUUCAACAAAUACAGACCAGAAACUGCCUCUGAAAAGAAGGAAAGAUUAACCAAGGAAGCCGCCGCUGUUGCCGAAGGUAAGUCCGCCAGAGACGCUUCUCCAAAGCCAGUUGUCGUCAAAUACGGUUUAAACCACGUUGUUUCUUUAAUCGAAAACAAGAAGGCCAAAUUAGUCUUGAUUGCCAACGACGUCGACCCAAUCGAAUUAGUCAUCUUCUUACCAGCUUUAUGUAGAAAGAUGGGUGUUCCAUACGCCAUUGUGAAGGGUAAGGCCAGAUUAGGUACUUUAGUCCACAAGAAGACCUCCUCCGUCGCUGCUUUAACUGAAGUCACCUCCGCUGACGAAGCUGAAUUAGCCAAGUUAGUUUCUACUAUCAACGCUAACUUCAUCGAAAAGUACGAAGACUCCAAGAAACACUGGGGUGGUGGUGUCAUGGGUUCUAAGUCCAACGACAAGAUCGCCAGAAAGGCUAAGGCUUUAGAAGUCGAUCCAACUGUCCGUGCUUAA